Molecule: messenger RNA, 3095 nt
Organism: Lampris incognitus (smalleye Pacific opah)
Lineage: Eukaryota; Metazoa; Chordata; Actinopteri; Lampriformes; Lampridae
Gene: galnt12
Product: UDP-N-acetyl-alpha-D-galactosamine:polypeptide N-acetylgalactosaminyltransferase 12
Exons: 10
Coding region: 1-1737 (578 amino acids)
Cellular component (GO): Golgi apparatus
Source: RefSeq, a predicted model, not a curated record
AUGGCGGUCUGCGGCAGGAGGAAUCGACCCAAGUUACUUUGCGUCCUCUUCGGGGCGUCUUUAUUGGGGUGUUUCAUCCUCCUCAGGCGCCACAGUUCGGGGGAAGCGGGCGCGACGAGUCGACGGGAGGCCCCCGGGGAGAGCGACGCGGAGUACGAGCGUCUCAGGAAGCCCGUGUACGACAAGCCUCCCCCGGAUUUGAACGGCCUCGGCGACAUGGGGACGGCCGUCAAACUCAACCUCGACGAGGAGGAGCGGAGAAAGGAAGAGGAGAGCGUCAAAAAGCACCAGAUCAAUACUUAUGUCAGCGACAGGGUGUCGCUGCACCGCAGGCUGCCGGAGAGGUGGAACCCACUUUGCAGGGAGCUGGAGUAUGACUACCGCUCCUUGCCAUCAACUUCUGUGAUCAUUGCCUUCUACAACGAGGCCUGGUCCACCCUGCUGAGGACGGUCCACAGUGUACUGGAGACCUCCCCAGACAUUCUGUUGAAGGAGGUGGUGCUGGUAGACGACUACAGUGAAAGAGCUCAUCUGAAGGAGCCUUUGGAGAUCUACAUAUCGAACCUGAAAAAGGUCCGUCUGAUCCGGGCCACCAAGAGAGAGGGUCUGGUGCGGGCCCGGUUGCUUGGUGCAUCUAUAGCAGGGGGCGAUGUGCUGACCUUCCUGGACUGCCACUGCGAGUGUCACCAGGGCUGGUUGGAGCCUCUACUCCACAGGAUAAAAGAGGAGCCAUCAGCUGUGGUGUGUCCCGUUAUUGAUGUGAUUGACUGGAACACCUUCCAGUAUUUGGGCAACUCUGGAGAGCCGCAAGUCGGGGGAUUCGAUUGGCGAUUAGUCUUCACUUGGCACGCUGUGCCAGAGAACGAGCAGAAACGCCGUCGCUCGCCCACUGAUGUCAUCAGGUCUCCUACCAUGGCAGGUGGUCUGUUUGCUGUGAGCAAGAGCUACUUCCUCUAUCUGGGAACAUACGAUACUGGCAUGGAGGUGUGGGGAGGAGAGAACCUGGAGUUUUCCUUUCGGAUCUGGCAGUGUGGGGGCAGCCUUGAGAUCCACCCUUGCUCCCAUGUGGGCCACGUGUUCCCCAAAAAGGCCCCGUACUCACGGAGCAAGGCCCUGGCCAACAGCGUACGGGCCGCUGAGGUCUGGAUGGAUGAAUAUAAAGAGCUUUACUAUCACCGCAACCCUCACGCCCGCUUGGAGGCCUUUGGAGAUGUGACAGAGCGGAGGAAGCUGAGAGAGAGGCUGGGGUGUAAAGACUUCAAGUGGUAUCUGGAAAACGUCUACCCUGAUAUCCAUGUCCCUCAGGACCGGCCGGGGAUGUUUGGAAUGCUAAAGAACCAGGGCAUGGCCAACUACUGUUUCGACUACAACCCUGCAGAUGAGCACACCAUUGUGGGCCAAAGGGUCAUCAUGUACCCCUGCCAUGGCAUGGGUCAGAACCAGUUCUUUGAGUACUCCUCUGACGGUGAAAUUCGCUAUAACACGAGGGAGCCUGCAGGGUGCGUGGUAGGCGAUAACAUCUCUACCUACCUGACCGUCCAGCUGUGUAGAAACCCAGGACAACCCCUGCCAGUGGACCAGAAGUUUGUCCUACAAUCGGACGGAAGCCUGUACCACACAAUGAGCCAAAAGUGCAUCCAGGCAGUUGAGAAGACGGAUAACGGGACGCCGGCCCCUGCCCUCCGACCCUGCUCUGACUCCCCCCACCAAAAAUGGUUCUUUGAGGAGAGAACUUAAUGGGAUCAACCAAACUGAAGGUUAAAGGGAUCUUAGGCGGGGUUAGUGUAUGUCUGUGUGUGUGUGUUUGUGUGUGUGUGCGCGCGCGCACAUGUGUGGGUGGUUGUUGGUGGGGUUGUACCCCUUGAUUGAGAGUUGGAGGAAUUUUUGCCGGAGCCCUGCUGAGCUGCAUCCAGCAGUUUUUUUUUUGUAUUAUUUUUUUAUAUACGUUUGCCCUGUCCUGAAAGGAACUGGAAGGAGGAGGGGAUCUCUUUUCUCAUCUGGCACUUUUCUUUUCUUUUUCCCCCGCUAGCUGGACGUUACAGAUUCUUGGAACUUGAAUUAACCAAUACUGACUUAAUUGUUGUGUUUUUUGGGGGACAACCUAAACAGGAUUAUCUCUUUUUUUCCCUUGGAGAUGCUGGUACAAUCCACUGGAAUUGGCAUGAUGUCAUUUUUAUAUCAUCCAGCAGUAGUUAAGAGGGAUAGUGAUAAAUUGCACACAUGGUCAGUCCCCCCCCCCCCCCCGCCACAUUUGAAAGGCAAUUUGCUUUACACACAUUUAUUUGUGGACUUACAGUCUGUGUCUUUCUGUCUGUCCACUUAAGAGACCAACCCUAGUCUUGAUUAUCUCCAUCAACAAAACAAGAAUCACUUAGAAGCCGGUGGCAUUGACUGGUACUGUAAUGACGUUCACACGUCAUGUGAGAGGUUUCAUAAUGUCUCGGCAUAGUCCUGUAGGGGGGGCCGGUGCUCCUCUCUAAAGGCCCUGAUCCUCUGCUGUGUUCUCUAUUUAUAAAUGGGAAGUGGGACAGUUCUUCAGAUAUUUUGAUAAAAAAAAAAGUUUACAGGAUGGUUUGAGUGCUAACUACUCUUGCGUACCAAUGGCUUUGAAAUGAUGCCAUAAAUCAUAGGCAUUCUGUCUGGACGUAGUACCUCUUAUAUUUAAUCACUUAACUACUGAGAGAAAGAGAAACUCCAGUCCUGCAUUUUUCUAUUCUAUUUUGACUCCAGCACAGUUGCAGUGCAAACCUUACUGGGGGGAAAUAAGGUAUGGCAGGUUUUCAGUGUCUUGUAUAUUUUUUGAUUUCUUUAAAUGCAUUGUCAUUUAUGCUUCUCAUAAUGCAUUCUGUCCCCCUGCAGCCCAGUUCUGCUUGGUUUAUGUGCGGAUUCAAAGCCAUAUUACAAGGACGUCAUUAUUGUGUUAUCAGCAUAUUAUUUUAAAUGAUGUAUUUGUAGAUGAGGCUAAAUCGCUGAAUAAUCCCUCAUAGCUUUAUAGUUUAUGGAGAUAUCACAACUCUAGCAAUUGCAACUUGGAAAUUGAUUAACUUGACCGAAUGCUGUAUAACUGAAAAUGCAAUGAAGUAAUUGUAAGUAAU